This is a messenger RNA of Cercospora beticola, 1015 nucleotides long. RefSeq lists its product as uncharacterized. The record is from RefSeq and is a predicted model, not a curated record. NCBI's taxonomy places the organism in Eukaryota, Fungi, Ascomycota, Dothideomycetes, Mycosphaerellales, Mycosphaerellaceae.
CGAUGGUCGAGCUGAGCAUGCUGUCAAAGUAUAAGUAUGGGCUUGUUGGCACACAGUAUCUGGAACAACAAGUCAGCAAGGCGAUCCAGUCCUACAACAUCAACCAAACAGAAUCUUCUCCAACGACAAAAGCUCUUCCAACAACAUAACCAUCAUGCUUCUCUCCUCCCCUCUCAGCGUCGCCAUUGCCGGCCUUGCAGUCCUCGCCAAAGCAGAUUUCCAAAUUUACAUGGUCGACAUCUUCAACAUCGAACAGGGCGUGACCGAACACACAUUCGUCCUCAACGGUGAACCAGACUGCAACGAUGUAGGAAAUGCCAUCCCAAUCAGCAUUACCGACGACGCUUCCAGUGGCGGAACUCGUUACAAGAUCGCCGAUACUGCAGUUCCUGUCGCGGACUACGAUAUCGAGGAGCUAGAGUUGAACAUCGGUGGUGACUGGGGACAUUACACUAUUUACAAGGAUCGUGGAUAUGUCAUGGAGGAGGCUGGCGGUGGUCCAAAUGGUGGAACCUGCACGAGAGAUUCGGGAGAUGAUUUUACUUGCACGACUAAUAUCCAGACGGCGACUGGUGUGAGAGUUUUCACUUGCAGUUCCGAGCUUGGAGGCCGUACUGGUUAGCUUGUGAUCAGAUUGAAUCGGCUGUGUCGUUGGUAAGACACAGGGGACGAACCAUCGCUCUGCGAAGUUGUCAUAUAGAUGGAAUGUAGCUGUUGGUAGCCAUGGAAGCUGCUUCGUUAUCAUCGUCGGUCCUUCUGCCUCUCCCUGCUGCACGUCACUGGUAAGUCAUGAUAGAGGAACAUCGUUGCUGGCUGAACCUGUAAAGGUCGCGAUCGAUCGCGGAUCAUACAGCCCGGUCCCGUUCACGCAUAUUUCGGGAACAUACCAUUACCUGCAGCUCCAGCCUUGAGGCACUCGGAAAUUCGUGUUCAGACCUCUUCACCCUCCUCUUGGCCGUAAAGUCGCUGCCACUCCCCUUCUAGCAUCGAGUAAGCGUAAUAAUCCCAAUAUCUC